Molecule: messenger RNA, 2041 nt
Organism: Dendroctonus ponderosae (mountain pine beetle)
Lineage: Eukaryota; Metazoa; Arthropoda; Insecta; Coleoptera; Curculionidae
Product: CCA tRNA nucleotidyltransferase 1, mitochondrial
Exons: 4
Coding region: 360-1748 (462 amino acids)
Biological process (GO): RNA processing
Molecular function (GO): RNA binding; nucleotidyltransferase activity
Source: RefSeq, a predicted model, not a curated record
UGAGUCCAAUAGAAGCAUGAGAAAUAUUUCAGGCCUUCACUUAAGAGUUUUUGGGAAAUUAAAUACAAAGGAAAUUCUACUUUCAUCCCUGUACUUGAGCUGAUAAAAAUUGUUAAAUUCUUCCUUGCUCCGCCCUGAGUAUUAUGGUCUCUCUAGAAGCAAAUAUUCCAGCAAAACACUCAAAAUAACCUUACUUGUUACGAAGUGACGAUACAAAUCAAUCAUAACCCAUAACAUUUUCUUAUCAUUUAACCACAGACAUUUAACAUUUAUUGUAAUAAGUGUAUGGAUGGAAAUAUCUGAAUAAACUGAUUUUCAACCUGUUAUAUUAAAAUAAACAGCUAGAGUUGAAAUCUAAUAUGAUAAUUUGUCGUAAGUUUGCACUACACAGCUUAAAAACAUUGAAAAGACACUGUAGCAAUCAAGUUUUAACAACUGAAUACUAUAUCAACAAAUUCAAAAUGAAGGUACCGAAAUCUCGAGAAAAUCCCGUUAUUCUCAAAUUGGAAAGCCCAGAGUUUCAUUCAAUAUUGUCUGAAGAUGUGAAAACUCUGGUAGGACUAUUUCAAAAGUACAAUCAUGAAAUUCGUAUAGCUGGAGGGGCAGUAAGAGACUUGCUAAUGGGUAUACAACCCAAGGAUCUAGAUUUUGCCACCACAGCUACCCCCACAGAAAUGAAGAAAAUGUUUGAAACUGAGAAUGUAAGAAUGAUCAAUGCAAAUGGGGAGAAACAUGGCACCGUAACACCCCGAAUAAAUGACAAUGAAAACUUCGAGGUGACUACCUUAAGAAUAGAUGUUGUGACUGAUGGUAGACAUGCCGAAGUCCUAUUUACCACGGAUUGGUUACUAGAUGCAUUACGAAGAGAUCUGACUAUAAAUUCAAUGUUUUUGGGCUUGGAUGGCUCUGUAUACGAUUAUUUUUUCGGGUAUGAUGACCUGAAGAAACGCCGCGUUGCUUUCGUUGGCAGUGCUGAGAAAAGAAUCCAGGAAGACUAUUUGAGGAUACUAAGAUACUUCAGAUUUUAUGGUAGAAUAUCCGACAAACCGAAUAACCAUGAACCAGAAACAUUGCAGACGAUUAAAAACAAUGCUGAAGGAUUGAGCAACAUAUCUGGAGAAAGAAUUUGGACUGAAGUAAAGAAAAUCGCCGAAGGAAACUCUGCUGGUGAACUACUGGAAGUUAUAACACAAUGUGAAUUGGGACCCUACAUUGGUUUACCCAGCAAUUGCAGUACAGAAGAACUCAAAAGAGUAUGGGCACAAAGCGGUCAUUUGAGCUUGAAUGCAAUAACAUUGUUAUCAACUCUUUUAUCUACCUUGGAUGAUGCGAUUAAUCUAAAUGCCCGCCUGAAAUUAUCCGCAUUUGAAAGAGAUCUAGCAAUAUUUGUCAUCGAACACAGGGGACCCAAACUUCACCCUAAACCCUUAUUGCCCUAUCAACAGUUGGUUGUUAAAACAAAAUCAAAACCGUUGGUGGUUAGGCAAUAUGUUAUAGAAGUGCUGAAAUACAAUAACUCUCCAUAUUUAGAAGAUUUUCAGAAGUGGGAGAUUCCAACUUUUCCUAUAGGCGGUGCUCUGUUAAAACAAAAUGGUGUAGAAAGUGGACGAAUGAUGGGACAAGUAUUGCACGAAUUGAAGAAUAUUUGGGCUGAUAGCGAGUUCAUGUUAAGCACAGAAGAAAUUUUGAAACAUAUUCCAAAUGUUACCGAAAAACUAGCACAAAGAAAAAGAAAGGAUAUAUCGUAGCUUUUGUAGUUUGUUUUCCCAAACUAAAUUGAAUAUUAACUGAACAAUUCCAACGUUUCCCUGUGUGUACGUAUAUAGUUUAUUAUCCAUAAUACAAGAUUACAAUACUUCAAUCCUAAUAAAAAUACUAAAAUUGUUGGUUAACGCAAAAUUUGCGGCAGAAAUAAUAGACAACUGAUGAAAUGUGCCAUAUUUCUUAAGACAAUGGAUUUUUCUUAAUCACAUUUGAAAAAUAACAACACAUUUACAAUAUAUACAUGUAUACAACAAUAACAGCUUGAGUAAAAUUCCCA